Messenger RNA from Trypanosoma rangeli, 615 nucleotides. RefSeq lists its product as uncharacterized. The record is from RefSeq and is a predicted model, not a curated record. Gene Ontology annotation, molecular function: ubiquitin protein ligase activity. Bases 1 to 615 code for a protein of 204 amino acids. Lineage: Eukaryota; Euglenozoa; Kinetoplastea; Trypanosomatida; Trypanosomatidae. Gene Ontology annotation, cellular component: cytoplasm. Gene Ontology annotation, biological process: ubiquitin-dependent protein catabolic process. The transcript has a single exon.
AUGUACUUCUGUCACGUAUGUCAGCGAUUUUACAAUCAGCAAGAGGUGAAUGAUGCCGCCACGAGCUGUGCGGUCUGCCACUCGCCCCUCAUUGAGGUUGUGCAGAACGAGCGGCAAUACCGCGAACUUCAAGCCAUUGUGCGCGCGCAACAGGUGCAGUUGCAAGAGCAGCAGGAGCAGGCGUCUGGAAAUUUCUUGGAGGACCUCCUUCCAUUGUUGCCUCGCUUAUUUACAGGCAACCCGCACGAUCACAUAGUGAUUAGUUUUUCUCUAACUGGGGCGCCAGAGAUGCGUUCCCGCCCACGCUACUCUGUUGAUGAGCUGAUGGAUUCGUUUGAGACACUCCCGAAUGGGCUGCAAGAGGGUGAUCGUUGUGAAUACCCAGAGGCCUUUCUUACUUCUUCUUGCGCCAUCUGCCUGGAAAGCGUUAUUGGGUCAAAUGGCCCUGUUGUGGUGUUGCCAUGCCGGCACUGCUUUCACAAGGACUGUAUUAAGCAUUGGCUUGCUGAGCACUUGGAGUGCCCGCUGUGCCGUGCGAACGUCGUUCCUCCCCAGGGAAUGGCUGCGCCUCUGCAGUCACGUGAGCAGCGCCCACCAGAAGGAGGAGAGGAGUGA